AUGAAACUACUCAAGGUUUGGCCGGAGCUACACCAACAUGGGCGUCCGUUGUGCGUUAGAGCGGGAGGGCAUGAGGCGGGAGCGAGGCGAGCGAAGGGAGCAACAGUCUCGGCUCCCGAAGUUUUAUCUCAUUCUCCGCAAUAUUAUGUGUGGCGACAUGGCGCGGGGGCGAGGCGCGCGCGGGGCGGUGGAGGGGGCGCGGUGGGCGCACGUCCGUCCUCCCGCGCCGCCACCGCAUCAUCAGUCCGCGUCGGAGAGUUGCCCGCGACGCUUGUCUGCGAGCUCGAUCCCUCAGAUACGCUGCUGGUUUACGGCGUGCCGAUUUUUUUCGACGACGCGCCAAGUUCCGGAUCAGCUCAGUCGAUUACCGUGAUGAAAGUAGUGAGUUUACAAUUGCCGUCGGGGCCGAGUAUGGAGCGGUUACCGCUGCCAUUUAGUCCAACGGAACUGUUGUGGCGGUACCCUUUACCUUGGGCGCCACCGCCCCCAUCGCCUCUUGGCGACACAAAGGCGCAGCUACCGGCUAGCCUACCACCAGAACCACGAUUGUGGACAAGGGAAGACGUUGCAGUUUUCUUAAAAUGGUGCGAGAGGGAAUUCGACCUGCCAAACUUCGACAUGGAUCUCUUCCAAAUGAAUGGGAAGGCACUGUGCCUGCUCACAAAGACGGACUUGGGCGAGCGUUGCCCGGGGGCGGGCGAUGUUCUGCACAAUGUCCUCCAAAUGCUAGUGCGCGACGCCGCGCUGCUCGGGAGGGUGCCUUCUUCGCCGGUGACGCCGACGGCACGUGCGGCGCCCUAUCCCCCAUCGCCGCACUCGCACCCACCUACCCCCACGUGGGCCGUGGACGGCUUCCACCACUUCCAUAGUGCGGCGGCCGCCGCGGCCCAGCCCAACUCCGUCACGCUGAGCCCAGCGCCGUCGGUCGACAGCUCCGGGAGCCCCCAGAGGGGGGAGACUCUGGGCUACGCUUCAGCGUACGCGCCCCCCGUCCCAGUGUCGGUCCAAGCGGCGAGCUCCGGAAGCAACCAUUCAGACUCCGACGAGGAGAACCACUUCGUGCCGCCCCCACGCUCGCCGAAGGACACUCCCCUCGCGAGUCCAGCGCCACAGACCCACUCCGCUCCACAGCACACGCACUAUCGGGCGCAACACAGGGAAUUCUUCCCUAAUGAUAUGCCCGAAUCAAAUACAAAUGGUAGACUGCUGUGGGAUUUCUUGCAACAAUUGUUGAAUGAUCCGACACAGCGGUACACGAAUUACAUUGCGUGGAAGAACAGGGACACUGGAGUUUUUAAAAUUGUGGAUCCGGCUGGACUGGCCAAGUUAUGGGGAAUACAAAAGAAUCACCUGUCAAUGAACUAUGACAAAAUGUCGCGUGCGCUCAGAUACUACUACCGUGUCAACAUUUUACGGAAAGUUCAAGGGGAGCGUCAUUGUUACCAAUUUCUCCGGAAUCCUACGGAACUUAAGAACAUAAAGAACAUCUCUCUUCUGCGACAACAAAUGAGUCCAACAAGGGUGGCUCCUCAGCCGGUGGUGAAAACCGAAAUGAAAGAGGAGCGUUGCGAAGACGAGCACAUUGAGGAAGACAUGCCUACUGAUCUGAGUAUGGCCGCGUCGGAGCCGUGGAGGAAACGGGCGCGCACGGAAAAUGCGCAGUCCGCCCCCACUCACGACAAGCACCGGAUCAGUGCUCUAAUUGGCGACAGCAUGAUGUUGAAACGCGAAUCCGAAUACAACACUGAACAUUAUGCCCUCAAUUUAAAAAGUGAAAAGUGUGAACAA
This is a messenger RNA of Iphiclides podalirius (scarce swallowtail), 1788 nucleotides long. The record is from the annotation of a GenBank genome assembly. Lineage: Eukaryota; Metazoa; Arthropoda; Insecta; Lepidoptera; Papilionidae.